UGUGUGCACACUCGUGCAGUGCACUGGCACUUGCUGGGCUUAAUGCUUUACCUGAGACACAACAUUGCAGAUGACGAGACUCAGUUCUUGGAGGACACGAUCCUUUGCCCUGGCAGCAAAGGCAGGAGAAUAAGAGCAGGCCUAGUAAAUAAGCUAAGUGCAGUAAGUGUCAGGUACAAAAACAUUGCUCUUGCUUGAUGAAAACGAAAAGGAAGUUAUUUUAGAAGGAAAGAAUACAUCUGAGAAACAAGAUGUCUCAUGCUGGGAGUCGAUACCAAGAUAAGCAACACCGGCACCAUGAGAACCAUAGAUCUGACAGAUACAAGGAAGACAGAAGAGCAAGAAAACCAUACCCACACAAUGCAAGAGACAUCCGAGGUGGCCAGCACUCAAGGACUUCUCCUGUUUGCUCAGACCCUUACUCUAAAACCUCAGGAGCAGCACACGAGUAUUUUGGCCCACCACCAGAGUUUUAUCCUCCCAAGGAGAGCUUCUCAAUGAAGUGUUCAAAGUUUAGCAGAGGGGUGACCGAAGCUGCAUUGAACUGUGCCUUCAGUCUCUGGGGAAUGCCAAAGCUGCACUGGCAAGAGAUUUCUCCCUUUGGGAUCCUUUUCAGGAGUGACUGCUGCUUUUGCAUUUUGAAGUUCGUGGAAAUCACGGUUAACCUCCUGGUGCUGAUUUGCGUGGGCGCUUCCCAAGCCUCCGUUGCAGGCUUCACGUCCCUCGGAGGUUUUGGAUCCUUUAACCUGAAUUCAGCCUACAGCCCCUUUGAGGGCACGGAGCUGCGGGAGGUGAGGGAGCUGGACACGCAGUUCACCCAGAUGAGAGCCCCUUGCGUGUACGGCGGAGUGGCCUUCAGCUUGACAGCGGCCACGCUCACCCUCGUCUUCCUCGUCGUGGGGGCAAAACCCAUCCAUCAGCUCCGGACGGGGCUGCUGCUAGGUGAAUGUGCCUUCAGCCUGCUGGCUGGCCUGGCGUACGUGGCGGCCGUGGGGCUGUACCUGCACUUUGUCAGGCAGGUGAACGCCACCGAGGUGUGCAGGAGGCGCGAGCGGCUCUACGCGCGCCGUGGCUACACCUCCAUGAACUGCGACGUGCAGGGCGGCGACGCGGCCGUCGGCCUCUUCGGGGUCGUGGCUUCCUGCCUGUACUUUGCCAGCUUUGUGCUCUGCAUCCUCGCUAUCCGCACCGUCCGGGCCUUCCGGAGCCACGUGGCCAAGGCUCAGCACAGCCCCAAGGGCAGCCUUAGAGACAGAAGCGUCAGAAACCAACACACCGCACACAGGAACUCUGAAAGCUCCCACAACGUCCAGGCUCUCGCCACGUUAGUGUGAAAUCAGCUCUGGGACUGUGCCAGAGAGCUGAGGCUUCAGCAAAGGAUGGACACUCACAAACAGGCAGCCAGCCCACAGUAUAUUUUCCUGCAAGGUGCUGAAGUGUGCAUUGAAUCACCAAUUGCAACCAUACUGCUACAACACGAUGUAAUAAAAUCGACAUUGAGUGACUGUUUUAACAAGGAUUUCUGCACCGGUCUCUCAAGCUGGACUCCUGCAUUUAAAAUGUUUUUCAUUGUAAUGUUUUCAUCCUGCACAGAGCAAAUCCAAACAGCAGUGGGCUUUUAACAGGUUACAACUGCGUCGCUGCCAAACUUGAGCUAACAACCACUUCUUUCCCUCUCCCCUGACAUAGGGAAUUGAACACACAGCUAGGAUGGGCAGCUUUCAACAGAUCCUCUGUCUGUUGUGUGUCCUGUUCCUUUAUCCUACAGUGCUCACAAAGCAAAGAGCACCCGAGUGCUUCUCUGAAUCCUGUCCGAAGUUACACUUGUAACCUUUCUUGCCUGGGCUAGUGAAGCGUUUUAUCUUUGGAGUCACGGGGGUUUACUCAGGCCGAUCAUGUGCUCCCUGAGGAAUGCCGCUGGGGGAACUAGCUGCAAUGUCAAAGGCAGCAUUCAGGGCCCUUAUCCAGUUUCCUACUAGGUUUUCCCAUCUGACUGAGCACAGACCAGAACCUGAGAGGCAUCACGCUGGUCAGGUAUCAGCUCAGUAAAGACACCAUUUGUUUCUGUAAGCACCUAAACGAGGUUUGGCUUGCUGACUCCACAGCCAGUAGUGGGCAGAGCCUGAAUCAGGAACAUGCUGCCUGUCCUGGGAAUGCUGUAACAAUGACAGAAAGUACAUGUAUCCUUCCAAUAUCUAAACAGGCAAAGCAUGAGUGAACAGCAGUAAUUGUAUGCCCCAGGGCUGAGAAAAUAAAUUUAAGAGAACAUCUUUCAAGAGUCCUUUGUUUGAGGCAGAUGAAACAGAUCACUGGUCCUCAAAGAGGAGGGAGUGGGAGAAAGAAAAGGCUGUUCUUCAAGUGCAUAAGAUCUGUCAGCUUGAGAGGAGGGAAAGCUCUGGCCGUUUUCAUUCUUUUCAGUUUUGUCUGGCUCACAAUCAUUGCCCAGAUGAGACUUUUCUGAACCAAAGUAGAGCUUGUUCACUGCAUACUUCAUACAUACACGUAUGUAUACACACACACAGAGAUCUCAAAGGAUUAUGUUUGAGGCCAAACAAGAAAGUGUUAUGGUUCUGAUUAGAAGUGAUUACAUGAGCCUUUCCAAUAAGUACCAUUUAUGUAAUUCCUGAAACAUCUCUUUAACACUUUGAACACCAAAAAGCUCCAAAGCAAUAUUGUACUUAUGGAGAGACAGGAAUAGAGUUUUUCCAAACUGGCUAUGACUCACAGUCAUCAUGGAGUCAGGAAAUUAGGACUUUGAUUUCUAGCUCUUUGCCAAAGCCCAGACCUUCUCUGGUAUGCUGUAAUCAGCUACAAAGUCUGUUCCAGGGAUGUCUGGCAUGCAGCUAAAGCUGCAGCUGACCACUUGUUGGGCAUCUCUGCCUGCACUCCUGUUCUGUGCUACCUCUACAUCUUGCGGAGUUUGAAAGCAGGCUUGGUUACACAAUGACACACUGUUAUUAACUUACACAAACAACACAAAAGCAGCACCUUGAAGUGACAAAUUCAAAAGCUUAGGAAAUGUUGCAGGUAAGAAUGCAUGAAUUUAAAUUGGUCCUUAAAUACAUGCACAAUAUGAAUUUUAAUCUCAGGGCUUCUUAUUCUGUCCCAUUCAUUUUGGGAUGCUUGCCUGCCAUCACUGUGUAAAAGCAAUAAUCUUCUUCGUA
Melospiza melodia melodia is the source of this 3164-nucleotide messenger RNA. Its product is annotated as MARVEL domain-containing protein 3-like. The transcript has 5 exons. Gene Ontology annotation, cellular component: membrane. NCBI's taxonomy places the organism in Eukaryota, Metazoa, Chordata, Aves, Passeriformes, Passerellidae. The record is from RefSeq and is a predicted model, not a curated record. Bases 252 to 1334 code for a protein of 360 amino acids.